CACUUGCCCUAAACAUCAAAUAUUAUUAUUUUAUUUUGUCUAAGAGAAAAUUAUGAGUAAAUGUUUUUUACGAUGAACUUUUAGGAGGACUAAGUGCUUUUAAAAUGUGUGCCUGUAAUACGAAGAAUUAUUUUUGUAAAUGUUAUAAUUAUGGCGAUUGUUGCUGUGGGUGUAAAGAUCCGCGAUGUCAUGAGACUAAAUUCUCGAAAAUUGUUGUGCCGAGCUUUCUGUGCGAUCGUGUGAAAUCGAGGUCAAAACCAAACAUGCCAAAAACAAACAAAACAAAGAUUAAGACAAAGGACAUAGGCGUUGGUACUUACGAGGAGCCUGAAGUUGCGUGUGAAGCCGUUUGUAAUUGUUGCCAACCAUGUGUCCUGCCUUCCUAUGAUUCCAUGUGGCAAACCCCUUGUGUUUUAAUGAAUCCAAUGAAUCCUGCUGUAAACCAAACUUCAUUGCAGAGACUUCGUCCGGCUGGCUUGCCCAGUAAGAGGUGCACACCUUUUGAUCCCUGUACAGGCAUGGAAUUAAGGUGUCAACCACCCUGUACUCCAUUUGGUCGUUGUUCUGUAAACCUUGUCAAGAAUAUCCAAAUCCAAGAUACACCCAGCACUAUUUUCUGGCAAGAAGAGCCAACUGAGUCAAAUGAACUCUUGCCGCCAACCAGCAAACCGAUAUGCCCGAGCAAUAACUGCAUAGAUAAAGCCAAUAAGGGAGUCAGGCGGAGCAACAGUUGCUGCCGCGAUAAAUGCGUGAACAAAGCCAUCUGUCAAACAGGCAAGAGAUCCUUAUCAGCAGCCCCCAAGGCAACCGAGAGGUACACUUUCCCAGCCAAACAGAAACUGCCGCCCCUUAGAACACACAAUGACUACGAAGAAAAUACUCACUCGCCGUACUUGUGCAGAAAUAAUAUGACUGGACAACAUGGCAGUAAUGAGCUUAAACUUGUCAAUUGCUGUAAUGCGAGCCCUGAUUUCUUGAAUCGCAUUUGUGAAUCGCUGCGAGUGCCACAACCACCGGAGAGCUGCUAUAUUUUGCUGCCGAUUACGAUGGCCACGUCGAGCAAGAAAAAAACCAGGCAAAGCGGCAAAAGUAAUAAUGAGUGGAACAACAACGAAGAAGAGGGCAGCUCUGACAAAAGCAAUUCUAAGCCCGAAGAUGAAUUCCAAGAAGAAUGCCCACCGAGAACACGCACCUGCGGCUGCAAUACGGAAGCCGUUAGAAACUGCCAAGCCAAGGAUGGCUCAUCUGAGGCAGACAAUGUUGGAGGUGAGUGCAAAAAUGCCUGUGGCUCUUGUUGCACUGCUGGCUGCUGCUAUUGGCCCCGACGCACGUGCUACUAUAAUCCAUUUACGGGUCGCUAUUGUUGGUACAAUCAUUACUGCUGUUCCAGUGGCUGUAAUAGUUGCGCUGGAGCUAAUCAAAAUUCCUGCGCCUUACCAGCCGCAGCCAAACCGCCGCAAUCAAAAAAAGAAAGCUCGAAGCGGGAGACAUUGAAAUCCCCGAGGAGCUCAGCUGUUGCGAGAGCUUCAACGAGAGCUUCAACGAGCCAGCCACGUUCGUCGAAAAAAGACGAUCGCAAUAUAGGCGGUGGUGAGAUGCCAUUUCCAUCGAAUAGUAACGAGGAGGUCCAGCAUUGGAUGGGAUACAGCCAGCACAUGGACACAGGAUUUAACCAUGAUCUCAUGUCAGUAGCGUCGUCGAGGCCACCAACUUCAAGCAAAUCCUAUGCGACCUAUUCAAAGUCGUUCAGAUCACUAGAUGCACAGCAGCAAGAUCAGCCCCAAGAGCAAAUGCAAGAGCAGCAGCAGCAAAAGCGAGGAUAUUUUAAAGGUUUCAGAUCGCGGAUGCCGUCGAUGAUGAUGAUGACGACAUCACCAAAGACGACGGACAUUGACUGAGCGCCACUUUAGAGCUUUUAAAGAUGAGCACACUCAAAUUUGAAAGUGCAAUAGGCUAAAAUAUAUAUACACCAGAUUCCGUCAAAUCUGUUAUCUGAGCUAUAAACCCGUCGGUAGUUUCGAUAUCUUAGAUCAUGUAAAAUCUACCGGUAGAGCAAUAACUCGCGUUUACAAAAUUUGUAUAGUGUGAAAAUUAAAUUAUGUAUAAGAAACAGAAAACCAAAA
This is a messenger RNA of Drosophila hydei, 2123 nucleotides long. RefSeq lists its product as uncharacterized. NCBI's taxonomy places the organism in Eukaryota, Metazoa, Arthropoda, Insecta, Diptera, Drosophilidae. The record is from RefSeq and is a predicted model, not a curated record. The coding region runs from base 105 to 1898 and encodes 597 amino acids. The transcript has 6 exons.